AUGUUAUGGUUCAAUAGCAGUAAUGCAUCAACAGAAAGUGUCGAUGAAAAAUAUAAAUUUGUUACUUAUUAUCCAUUGACUCUUAUUAUUGUUGGUACUCUAUUCAAUUUUUUUACUUUUGCUAUUCUUUGGCGACCAAUUUUUCGAGAUACAAAAAAACGACCAACAAUUCAUUAUAUACGAACAAUAGCUAUCUUUGAUAUUCUUAUGUUAUAUGGAUGGAAUUUAGAUCAUUAUCUUUCUGGUGCAUAUGGAUUUAUGCUUCAAACUUAUUCAAUACCAUUCUGUAAAUUUUGUUCAUUUUUAAAUUAUUUUACAGCACAAGUUUCAGCUUGGUUACGUGUUUUUAUUUGUCUUGAUCGAUAUUUAUCAUUAAGUCAUCGUCAUAAAACAUGGUUUAGUCAAUCAAGAAAUGUUCUUAUUAUUAUUAUAUUCAUCAUUAUAGUUUUUACUAUUAUUAAUUUUCAUUUUUUUUUAUUUGCUUGUUAUUAUAAUGAAAAUGGCACAGUGAAUAUACAGGCUCGUCACUAUCAAAUAUAUCCAUUAUGGGAUUAUAUCAAUUUAGGUCUUUACAAUUGUGCACCAUUUAUUUUUAUGAUUGUAUUUAAUAUUGGUGUAAUAUAUCAUUUGAUUCAUCUUCGUCAAACAAGUACAAUUCGAAAAUCUCGAAUUCAACAUCGUUCUAUAUCGUUGACAUUAGUGAUUACAACAUUUCUCUUUUUAAUAAUGACCAUACCUGCUACAGUUUCUUUUGGAUUUUUUUUUUCUACUGCAGAUUCUUUUGUUUUACAUUUAUUUGAUUCAAUUCUGUACACAUAUCAUAUAUUAUCAUUUCCUAUAUAUUUGAUUACAUUUAAAGAAUUUCGGCAAGAAGUUUUUCUAUUGAUAAUUCCUUGCAAAUAA
Rotaria sp. Silwood1 is the source of this 903-nucleotide messenger RNA. The record is from the annotation of a GenBank genome assembly. Lineage: Eukaryota; Metazoa; Rotifera; Eurotatoria; Philodinida; Philodinidae.